Molecule: messenger RNA, 1902 nt
Organism: Syngnathoides biaculeatus (alligator pipefish)
Lineage: Eukaryota; Metazoa; Chordata; Actinopteri; Syngnathiformes; Syngnathidae
Product: protein rapunzel-like
Exons: 4
Coding region: 438-1622 (394 amino acids)
Source: RefSeq, a predicted model, not a curated record
GCCAUUUUCUCAGACAACGUUGCAUGGUCCAGUAUGGCUUUUGUUAGCGUUUUAUCGCGUAUUUGGGUUCUUUAACAAUCGAUAUGGUUAAGUGGUGUAGUCACGGACUUUGUAAUCGUGACGACAGGUAUCCUGAAAGGCCAGUUGGUGGAGUUCCGUUCGUACCCUUUCCAAAACCGAAGACCCAGUACGAAAAAUGCCUUCGAUGGAUCAAACUUUGUGGAAGACCGCAUCAUCAACUGAAUCCAUCUAAAAUCAACCGGAACAGAAGACCGAGUACAAAAAAAUGUCUUUGAUGGAUCAAACUUUGAGGAAGACCGCAUGAUCAACUGAAUCCAUCAACCGGAACAGAUAUGUUGGCACGAAGCAGCUCGGUGGGAAUCUCCAAGUGAAGGAAGAACUUGUUCGACGUGAUAAAAGAACGACAAGCCGAGACCAUGAGCAGUUCCCUGGAGAAGGUCGUGGCCCAGAAGAAGGAAGCCAUCGAGGCGGCCAUGGACAUGUUGGAGCGCGGUGCUGAGGUUGUGGCCAGCGCCGUGGGGGAACUCUUCCCGCUGUGCGAGGCUGCUGCGCCGGUCCUGCGUCUGGCACUGGACAACGUCCAGAGCAAGGAGGUCUUCUACGUCAAGGAGCAGUUCCUGACAGUCCGGAACAGUCUGGACCUUCUAUCAGGCCAGCUGGAGGAUAUCAACUGCGAGAUCAAAAAGAGCCGGCUGGACUCGCAGUACUUCGGCGCCGAGGAGAACCUCCGGAACCAGUUCAGGAAGUACAUGGACAUCAUCGAAGCCAAGCCGCAGUUCCGCGAGGUGAAGACGAAACUAUUCCUGGAGCAUUUCUCCAGAAGCGGCGGCGAGAAGAAUUUGUUUGCGCUCUACCACGCCCUCAUGGGCGACAGCAGCUUUGGAGAGUCCAUUCUGGACCUGGUGGAAAGGUACGUCGCCAGGAAGCGUCGCCUCCUGGAGGACUUUUGCGUCCGCAUGAAGGAGCUUCUCUGCUUGGGCCUCAUCGCUCUGCUGGGACACGCAGCCUUGACCCAAACCCCUCAGGAAGAACAGGACAAAAUCCAGGAGUGGAGCUGCAAGAUGGACGAGAUCGAGCUCCGGAUGAAAACCACAAUUCAGUCCUGCGUGGACGCUUUUCCGGAGCAGGCCAAACUGGAUGCCCAGCACCUCCUCCAAGAGAAGCAAAGUGACAACCUCCAGGAGACCACUCAGCAGGUCCUGGACUUCCUGGUCAAGAAGUACGAUUGGGUGAGCUGGUCGGUGCGCCUCAUCAACCACUCGGGGAGCACCUACCGCAACUGGAGGGCCGGGGAGCGCUUCCACCACGUGGCGGGGCGCAACUGGUUCGAGGUUCUGCAGGUCAAUAACAUCAACUUGGUGGUGUCCUUCAGUACCAGGCCCCGGACGGUGCCCAGGGAAGCCGUUCUGGCGGCUAUGGAGGGGGCGGCCCGCAAGGGCAACGCCCCCGCCGUUGUGGAUGUCCUGGAGAAGCAGUUGGACGGCUUCGCGGUUCACGCCGUGAGCCGCCACAAGGAGUCGGCGGCCGCCUGGAGUUUCCCCGACGAUUGUCACUACUGGGAGAGGCACAAGAACGUGGCCGUCUGCGUCCAUUCCGACUGAAGCUCACGAGCAGUCCGGAGCGCCGCUUCUCACGGUACAAAGACCGUCACCGUCCACGUCUGCUUCAGCCUGAGUCAACUUGGAACCCCUGCGCCAGACACCCGCUAACCACCUAAUCCCAACAAGUGUCCUACUUUUAAGAACGACUGCUAUUUCAAGAUGUGCAUGUGAGGAUAACAUUCGAGAGACCUUUUUACCCACAUAUGUAUCCAAAAAGUAUUCCCUAUCGCAAACAAAGUAUUUAUUGAUUGAGUUUUUGUUCGCAGGGUCAAUAAAUUGA